CAUCCCACUGCCCCAACACGCGUCUCCCCCGCCAAACUUCCUCUAGUCUCACCCAGUCAGUCUCUCAGCUCUCGAGUGGUACAUGUUGUUGCUGUGAACAGGAACACUACUAACCACUGCAGUUUUGAUUGGCUCACUCCUACAUACAUACCAGAACGAGCUCACUCACAAUGUCCUAUCUCUGGUCAGAUCUAUCACACGAUAACCCACCCUCGUCUCCCGUCCCAGGUCCAUCGACAAGCAACAACCGACGGCGUCUCAAAGAGCAAGUUGAUAUCCAUGAGGACAAACCAGAAGGAGAAGAUAUUGAUGAUGAUAAUGACCAAGAAAAUGAAAAUAAUCCAUUGGGUGCCUAUCCCACCCCGCCAGUCUCCGAGCAAGAACCGUUCGUCCUGCCUCGUAAAACCUCUCGGCCGAGGAACCGACUCAGGACAGGCUCUAGCAGCGUCCGUACCUUCCCUAGGACGUAUCGGCAAGCCACGCUUUCCGAAUGCUUGAACCGAUGUGCCAGCUCCCCUCUAGGCGGGCGAAGCACGGAACUGGAGUCAUUUGACGAUUUCAACCACUCAAACGACCUACCAGAACAUCAAUCAAACCAAAGACCAACUCUGGCACCCCUACUGUUCGACAAAGAUCGAAGGCUCGCCAAAAGAGUGAAGGUUGUUGAUACCUCUCUGGAUGAGACCCCGAGUGGAUUGCUCCCUCCUUUCGAACUCGAUCAACGCCCCACAUCCGAUUUCGGAUAUCCUGAACCCUCCCCAUCUCUCGACCGUCCGUUCAGGACCAAUCGCUCAAGAAUCAUUCAACCUGCACGUGACCUAUUGGAUUUUGAACUUGCUUACAAACGAUCGGAUGUAGAACCACGGAGGAUGAAACGUAUGGAAAGCCUGAGAAGCGACCCUGAGACUCAAACGAUUAAGAUGUGGAACCCAGAAUACGAAAAUGGUCACGAGUUUCCUUUCAGUCUCUGUUUCAAUCAUGCCGCAAAAGCUGGCGACAGUGGAAGACCACCCGCCCCCGGAGAGCUCAUGGCUGCUGCCAGUGCUUUAGGGACUAUUUCCUUAUUCAAUCCGUCUUUGAGGGGAUCAAUUGAAGAUCUGAUGCCAAUUGCGACUUUCCAAGCUCUUCAGAAUGGGAUUUUUGCCCUGUCAUUUUCUCCCUCAGACCUGAUGCUUGCGACGGGAUCGGGGGCCCAAGUCUCCGAAAUCUUUGACGUUGAGACGGGCACUGUACUGAGCCGAUUGCAGGAUCAUAUGGGCACGGUCAAAACCGUCGAAUUUUCUUCGUUCAAUGAGAAUAUUGUCGUCACAGGUAGUCGUGACGGAAGCAUCAAGAUCUGGGAUCUCAGGAUCACUGGCGCUCAAAAUACUGACGAUGGCUCUCAUUUUCAUCCUGCGGUAAUCACCAUCAGAAAUGCGCAUGACGAAAAAUAUGCCGGUCGGAAACGCCGAAAGGGAGUCCACAUCCCCUCCGUCUCCUCAGUCCUUUGGUCCAGAAUUGCCGAUCAUCAGUUAUUCUCAGCCGGGAGUGCCAAUGGGGUGGUCAAGCUUUGGGAUGUCCGGAAAAAGACACCAUUUGCCUCGAAGGCUCACCCUCUACCCCUCGAUCAGUCGGUCGAACAGAGCAACCAUGCCUUCCCAGAGGAGGAUUAUGAGCACGCUAUGGGAUUCGAUAACCCGCAGCGACCGCAUGGGAUUAGUUCUCUAGUCGCCUCGUCCGACGGAGCUCGGUUAUACUCCUUAGGAACAGACAGCACGUAA
Molecule: messenger RNA, 1760 nt
Organism: Puccinia graminis f. sp. tritici CRL 75-36-700-3
Lineage: Eukaryota; Fungi; Basidiomycota; Pucciniomycetes; Pucciniales; Pucciniaceae
Exons: 5
Coding region: 171-1760 (529 amino acids)
Biological process (GO): proteasome-mediated ubiquitin-dependent protein catabolic process
Cellular component (GO): nucleus
Molecular function (GO): protein binding; protein-macromolecule adaptor activity
Source: RefSeq, a predicted model, not a curated record